AGCAGCAACCCGCAGCUUCAACCCCUGUCGCAAACACUGUUCCUCUCAAGAUGAGUAACUUCUGCAGCCGCCUGGGGCGGCGAGGCCUCGCGUGCAUCGCCGCCGCUCGCCGGCCACCCUGCAAUGCGCCCUCGUCCGCCGUCGAUCCUUCCUCCGCCCCACUGCCGGCCGUGGACCCCCUUCCCUCUGUUCCCGAGCGCCACGUGGACUCCAUCGCCGCCUCUGUCCUCCGCUCCCAAUGGACCUCCCUCGACCACCUCCUCCCCACCCUCUCCCCUCCCCUCGUCUCCGCCGUCCUCCUCCACCUCCGCUGCUCCCCAGACCUCAUCCCCCCUUUCCUCCACCGCCUCGGCCUCCACCGCCUCGACCUCCGCUCCCUUUCCAUCGCUGCUUCCCUCCUCUGCUCCCUCCGGCCGCCUAGCCCCGCCAUAAACCUCCUCAAAGAGGCCAUCUCCACCGGCCACUUCGACUCCUCCCAGAAGUUCUUCAACGCUCUUUCGGCCGCCGGCGAAGAACUCAAGCCAUCCAAUCCCCAACUGGCGUUCGAUCUCCUCCUCAGGGCCUAUCUCGAUUCGGGUAAGAUCCAGGAAGCCCUAGACGUGUUUUAUUUGAUGAAAGAUGCUAACUUUCUUCCAAAGAUCGAAUCUUGCAACUGUUUAUUGAGUGCCUUCUUGAAAUCACACCAAACGGAGAAAGCUUGGGUUUUGUUUGCUGAAAUGUUUCGGAUGAGGAUCCCAUCGUCAGUUGUGACAUUCAAUAUCAUGAUCAAUGUGUUGUGUAAGGAAGGGAAACUCAAAAAGGCGAAAGCUUUCAUCCAGGUCAUGGAGAGUUCCGGUGUUCAGCCGACCGUUGUCACGUACAAUACAAUUAUUCAGGGGCAUUGCUCGAGGGGCAAGGUCCAAAUGGGCCUCGAGAUGUUGGGUGUAAUGAAGAAGAAAGGUAUCAAACCUGACGCAUACACUUAUGGCACUCUCAUAUCGGGGAUGUGCAAAGAAGGGAGGGUCGACGAUGCUUCGGUGAUGUUCGACGAAAUGUUGGAGAGAGGUUUGGUUCCAAGUGCUGUCAAUUACAAUACUUUGAUUGAUGGGUACUGUAACAAGGGGAAAUUAGAUGUUGCUUUUCAAUACAGGGAUGAGAUGUUGAGGAAAGGGAUCGAGCCAACUCUUUGCACCUAUAAUUUGCUUGUGCAUGCAUUGUUCAUGGAGGGGAGGAAUGAGGAAGCUAAUGCAUUGAUUAAGGAGAUGGAGGUGAAGAGAAUGGUGCCCGAUGCAAUAACAUAUAACAUUUUAAUAAAUGGGUAUUGCAAGGAAGGGAAUAUAAAUAAGGCAUUUGAUCUUUUUGAAGAAAUGUUGAGGAAAGGGGUUCAACCAACCAUGGUGACCUACACAUCUUUAAUUUAUGUUCUUUGCAAGAGGAGUCGAGUAACUGAGGCAGAUAGGAUGUUCAAAGAGGUAACAGAGAAGGGUCUCUAUCCAGAUCUUGUGAUGUGCAAUGCCUUGAUUGAUGGCCACUGUGCAAAUGGAAAUAUGGGGCGAGCAUUUGAGCUUUUGAAAGAGAUGGAAAGUAAGAGACUUGCUCCUGAUGAAGUUACCUACAAUACACUGAUGAGAGGGCUCUGCUUGUUGGGGGAAGUUGAAGAGGCUCGUAAGUUAAUUGAUGAGAUGAAUAGACGGGGUGUCAAACCUGAUCUAAUCAGUUAUAAUACACUGAUUAGUGGUUAUAGCAGGAGAGGUGAUGUCAAGGAUGCUUUUAAAGUUAGGGAUGAGAUGUUGAGCAAGGGAUUCAAUCCUACACUUCUUACAUACAAUGCCCUCAUACAAGGGCUGUGUAAAAAUGGGGAAGGUGGUCAUGCUGAGGGUCUCCUCAAAGAGAUGGUGAGCAAGGGCAUUACUCCAGAUGAUAGUACUUACAUUUCACUGAUAGAAGGGCUCAGCAAUGGCGAAGAUGAUGUGAAGAACGAAAAUGUGUAAAUCUAUGCAUUCAAUUCAAUUCUUCUGCUUCAAUGCUAGAGAUCCACUCCCUCCACCACACCUAUCACUUGCAACCAUGCUAACGGGCGUCAGUUAUUUACCAAGCUUCAUCACUAGUUCCAUUGCAAUGGACCUGGAGUUCAUUCUAGAAAGUUGCUUGACAGGCACAAGGUGUCUGAUGCCCUAGAGAUGAGUUGUUUGAUCGAGCUAAAUUGCUCAUGAAUGCUUAAUUCAGCUGGUUCUUGGCGUGUGUUAUGGUCUUCUCAAUGACACUGUGCUUGUUCAUGAUCAAAAGCACCUCAAGAUGACUGAAUAUAUGAGCCCCUGAUGAUGACAGGGAGGAAAUACAUUGAUCAUAGAAGAUGGUUGGAGAGUUGGAUGACUUUGUUCAUAAUCAUAGUGGAAAAAGGGCUGAAGUCCAUGGAUCUGGAAGGAUUUGAAAAAGGUAUUAUUAUCAGGCUUUAGAUUUUUUUUUUUUCGAUCUUUUGUUCAAAGUUUAUAUUUGUUAACAACAAAAGAGUUGGUGGUUGGACUGGGUUUACCUCUUCUUCUGAGGGAGGUUGGUGUUUUCUUGGGUGGCUGUUGUGUUUCAGCAUUUAUAGAAACUAAUAAGGUUCAACUACUGCAGUCUAUCUUUGGUAUUUCUCUUCUUCUCAAGGCCGAGUUUGUGAAUGCAUUUUGAUCUCUAGCCACUUGUGGUUGGGAAGUUUGUGCACCUAGGUGUGCCUUCUGAUAAUUAACAAUAUGAAAUGUCCUGUAAUUUUUGAUGAUAUAAUUGUAAAGCUAUUUAUAAUCGUGUGACAUUAAGAGAUUGAAGGUAUGUAGCUCUGUAAAUUUGGCUAAUCACUAUAUACCUUACUGGUUUUCUUCUCCCACUUGGGAUAUUAU
Molecule: messenger RNA, 2858 nt
Organism: Elaeis guineensis (African oil palm)
Lineage: Eukaryota; Viridiplantae; Streptophyta; Magnoliopsida; Arecales; Arecaceae
Molecular function (GO): protein binding
Source: RefSeq, a predicted model, not a curated record